Molecule: messenger RNA, 957 nt
Organism: Penicillium digitatum Pd1
Lineage: Eukaryota; Fungi; Ascomycota; Eurotiomycetes; Eurotiales; Aspergillaceae
Product: lactoylglutathione lyase GLO1
Molecular function (GO): lactoylglutathione lyase activity; metal ion binding
Source: RefSeq, a predicted model, not a curated record
AUGGCUUCCGAUACCUCCACCUAUAAGCUCAACCACACGAUGAUUCGUGUCAAAGAUCCGCAGCGAUCGGUGGAGUUCUACAAGUUCCUUGGGCUGAGCUUGGUCAAUAAGAUUGACAUGCCUGAAUGGAAGUUCUGCAACUACUUCCUGGCGUAUAACGGCCCUGCCUCUCUCCAGGGUGUCCGGCACUGGACCGAUCGCAAUGCCGUUCUGGAAUUGACGCAUAACUACGGCACUGAGAACGACCCCAACUACAGCGUAGUGAACGGAAACACUGACCCGCACCGUGGCUUCGGUCACAUUGCCAUCUCGGUUGACAACAUCGAAGCCGCCUGCAAGCGGAUCGAAGAUGCCGGCUAUCCCUUCCAGAAGAAACUGACUGACGGUCGCAUGCGACACAUUGCCUUCGUUAAGGAUCCCGAUGGAUACUGGGUUGAGAUCAUUCGUCGUGCCGAUGAGGAUCUCAGCACCACCACCGACCCAGGUAGCUACCGACUGAACCACACCAUGCUGCGUGUGAAGGAUGCCGAAGCCAGCUUGAAGUUCUACCAGGAAUCUCUGGGCAUGACUUUGGUCCGCACCAUUGAGAUGCCAGAGAACAAAUUCAACCUGUAUUUCUUGGGUUACCCUUCAUCCAAUCCAGAGAUUAAGGAAGGUUGCAGGAAUGGAGUGGCGGAGUGGGAAGGUCUGCUAGAGUUGACCUGGAACUACGGCACCGAGAAGCAGGAGGGCCCAGUCUACCACAACGGCAACACUGAGCCCCAAGGUUUCGGUCAUAUCUGUAUCACUGUUGAUGACCUCCCGGCUGCGUGCGAACGCUUCGAGUCUCUAAAGGUGAACUUUAAGAAGCGCUUGACUGACGGGCGGAUGAACAAGAUCGCAUUUAUUACAGAUCCCGAUGGAUAUUGGAUUGAGGUGGUGCAGAACGAGGGCAUUAAGCGCACUACAGACUGGUAG